Sipha flava (yellow sugarcane aphid) is the source of this 1377-nucleotide messenger RNA. Its product is annotated as zinc finger MYM-type protein 1-like. Lineage: Eukaryota; Metazoa; Arthropoda; Insecta; Hemiptera; Aphididae. The transcript is spliced from 4 exons. The record is from RefSeq and is a predicted model, not a curated record. Bases 1 to 1377 code for a protein of 458 amino acids. Gene Ontology annotation, molecular function: protein dimerization activity.
AUGUGUGAUAAUUUACUUCUGAAUAUAAUAUGUGCCGUGGAAGCCACAGAUGAACUAGAUGAACCAAUUAUUUCUACUCUUAAAGUAAGGGAAUAUUGGGUUCAUCCAAAAAUAGAAUAUGAUGGAGCGUACUGUAAAUAUUGUGUUUUGUUUGCUGGAGAGGGUGGAGGUGUUGGAAAACAAACUUUUGGUAAUUUGGUAAAGAAACCAUUUAAAAACUGGAAAGAUGCUAUUGAAGUAUUUAAUAAUCAUACAAAUUGUGAAUAUCAUAAAACUUGCAUUCUAAAAGGAACAUGUGCCAAACAAAUUUUAGAAAAAAAAGUUGAACCUAUAGAUAUUCAAAUAGAUUCGGGAAUAAAACGUAAAAUAAUUGAAAAUAGAAAAAAUCUUAUUCCUAUCAUUGAAACAAUCAUUUUUUGUGGUAGACAAAAUCUUUCUUUAAGAGGUCAUAGAGAUAGUGGACCCUUGAAUUUAACAGAGCCUAAUGAAAAUGAUGGAAAUUUUCGUUCAUUGUUGAGAUUUCGUGCUAAUAGUGGUGAUGUAGCAUUAAAAACGCACUUAGAAACCUGUUCUAAAAAUGCUUCCUAUACAAGUCCAAUGAUUGCUAAUGAAAUAAUUUCAACGUGUGGGGACAUUAUUUUAAAAAAAAUAGUUAAUAAAAUUAAUGAAGCAAAAUGUUUUUCGAUAUUAGCAGAUGAAACAUCUGAUAUUUCUGGUAUCGAACAUUUUUCUUUGUGUGCGAGGUAUUUUUAUAAUGGUCAAAUUAAUGAAGAUUUUCUACUGUUUGUUCCGGUAACAGAUGUCACGGGUAAAGGCCUUGCUAGUACACUGUUAACUUCGCUUGAUUUGAUUGGGAUAGAUUACAAUUACAUGAUUGGCCAAGGGUAUGAUGGUGCUGCCGCAAUGAGUGGUGUAUUUCAUGGUGCCCACGUUUAUGUCCAAGAAAAAUGUCCACUAGCAAUAUACGUACAUUGUGCAUCUCAUAGUCUGAAUCUUGCUAUUUCUGAUGCAUAUACUUUUGAAAAUGACAUAACAGAUUUAGUAAAAAAAUAUUCUCAAUUAUUACCAUCUUUUUCUCCUUUAGUAGUUAUUGCAGAAUUUAAAUUAUGGCCAACCUCUCUACAAAAUAUACCUAAAAUUCCAUCUAAUUUAUCAGAAUUACUUAAUAAUUGUAAUGAAAAUGACUAUCCAAAUGUCUACAAACUGUUAAAAAUCGUGGCAACUUUACCCAUCACAACAGCUACUGCAGAAAGGUCAUUUUCGACAAUGCGACGAUUGAAAACUUAUCUCAGAAAUACCAUGGCAGAGAACCGUUUAAAUGGAUUAGCACAGCUGAAUAUUCACAGGACAAUUGAAGUUAAUCCAGAAGUAGUGUGA